Ostertagia ostertagi is the source of this 912-nucleotide messenger RNA. Lineage: Eukaryota; Metazoa; Nematoda; Chromadorea; Rhabditida; Trichostrongylidae. The record is from the annotation of a GenBank genome assembly.
AUGACAUCGAUGUUGUACAGUGAAGGACGUGAACCGCAAUUCAUCAAAAUUCAAGACUAUGUGAAGUGGAAGAAGAGCGUGAACGUACAACUUGGCCUGAACGAUGUGGACUUGGACAUGCAGGAAACCAAGUUCAAGGAACAUUUUGCGCUAUGGAAGCUGAACAAACGUGGUGUCGACGGGGAAAACAUCAUUCAUUUACUGCUGAACAGAGAAGAACAAGUCUGCUAUGAGAUUGCCCGAAUCCUGCUCAAACGAUAUCCAGGCUUGGCCAACGAUAUCUAUAUGGGUGACGAGAUGUUCGGCCAAUCAGCUUUGCAUUUGGCGAUCGUGCACGACGACUACGAGACCGUUCAACUGCUGCUGGCCAAUAACGCUGAUGUGAAUGCACGUGCCUGUGGAAACUUCUUCCUCCCGGAAGACUUCAAAGCGACUAACAAGGUCACUGACUAUCAAGGUUACGCCUACUAUGGCGAGUAUCCGCUGGCGUUUGCCGCAUGUUUCGCCAACAAAGACAUCUACGAUCUGCUGAUUCAGUAUGGAGCGAAUCCGAACCUGCAAGACUCGUUUGGGAACACCAUACUUCAUAUGUGUGUCAUCAGCUACAGCAUCUAUGUACUCGUAUGCGGUACGACAUUGGGCGAGAAGCCAGCCGAUCCACAUGUCGUCAACUACGCGGGUCUCACACCGCUCACUCUUGCCACAAAACUCGGACGAAAGCAUAUUUUCGAGGAGAUGUUGGAGUUGAUUGAAAGUGACUACGAUUCCGCUUUGAUGACCGUCAUCAAUGGCAGUACAGCAGAGCAUUUAGACAUGAUCGGUAGCGAGGUGAUCCAGCGUCUUCUCGCCGACAAAUGGAAAGCUUUUGCAAUGGUGCGUUUUGUCACGUACACAUGGCGUCAUUUCUCAUAG